AUUACGUGUUCUAAUAUUCUUUACUAUUUUUCUCGCAAAAUGAGACCUAGUUGUCACCUAGGACCAGUUGUUCUCGGUCUAAUACUCUUAGCAACUCGAUAUGUCUUGCACAAGCAGUAUUGAUUUUCAUUUACUUUGCAUAUAAAUCGUUGGAAAACCAAAUAAGGAUCAUACUUCACACAUCUGUGAGAGAGACAAGCAAAUACAUCAACCAUGUUUCAUAAGUUCGCCGUCCUCUCUGGCCUGGUGUUAUCAGCCACGUGCAUGGUCCUCCAUCAGCCUCAAAUUCCAGUGCUCCUCGGUGUCCAAUAUGAUUCGAACCCCAACUACAACUUCGCUUACGAAGUCAACGACGUCCACACUGGAGACAUCAAAAGCCAGCAAGAGAGCAGAAGAGGUGACACUGUCUUAGGACAGUACUCCUUACUGCAGCCUGAUGGCAUCAGAAGGACGGUAGACUACAGAGCUGAUGACCACACUGGUUUCCAAGCUACUGUGAACAACGCUGGUGGUGCUAUACUCUCUCAUGCGCAAGCAGCCAUCAACGGUGACAUCACAAGGCACCCCAACCUCGCAGUCCAGUCCUACCAAGCCUGGCCCACUCCCACCGCACAUCCCUCCCCAUCACCAGCUCCCGUAGCCAUAUCCAGGUCCUCAUUCUCACAGACCAUCUCCCAUGGUGCUCCAGCUCACCACCCUUGGGCUUAAAUCAAGAUCUAUCUUCAAAGACACGGCAGCUAAAACUGACUCCGAUUUUUUGCAUUUAUAUUUUAAGCUGUAUGUAUUUCUGCUACGAAUAUCUAUGAGAGUGACUAAGUGAUAAUGUACGUAAUAGUAGACCAGAUCCUGUUAGCCUUGCUCCGUUGCGGUCAGUACUCAAAGGGAAAUUAGCCUAGCAAAGUCUACGACCGGAAUUUUAAUGAUGAUAUAAUCUUUAUCUGUAACUCUUUAUUUAUGUCCUGUAAUGUAUUCUAUGUAUUUUUUGUCAAAUAAAUAAAAACUACUAUAAUA
Molecule: messenger RNA, 1011 nt
Organism: Spodoptera frugiperda (fall armyworm)
Lineage: Eukaryota; Metazoa; Arthropoda; Insecta; Lepidoptera; Noctuidae
Gene: CPR65
Product: cuticle protein 7-like
Exons: 2
Coding region: 214-708 (164 amino acids)
Cellular component (GO): extracellular matrix
Source: RefSeq, a predicted model, not a curated record